Molecule: messenger RNA, 2746 nt
Organism: Glycine soja
Lineage: Eukaryota; Viridiplantae; Streptophyta; Magnoliopsida; Fabales; Fabaceae
Product: G-type lectin S-receptor-like serine/threonine-protein kinase At1g11300
Exons: 7
Coding region: 121-2580 (819 amino acids)
Biological process (GO): recognition of pollen; protein phosphorylation
Molecular function (GO): ATP binding; protein serine/threonine kinase activity
Source: RefSeq, a predicted model, not a curated record
AGGCCUAAGGCCUUAAAGGACGUGGACCAAGGCCUUCCAUCAUACAAAGCAGUAUAAUCUGAACAUAUAACAUGUUGGCUAUAUUACUGAAUAAACAUUCAGCUCUGUUCUACCCGGAUUAUGGAUUUCACAAGUCUGAUACUUGCUCUGGUCAUAGUUUGCUGUUUUUGUCAGUGCUUAAGUUCUGGCAACGAUACCAUUACACCAGGCCAAUUCAUCAGAGAUCCUCACACUCUCACCUCAGCUAAUAGUGCCUUCAAGCUAGGAUUCUUCAGCCCUCAAAAUUCUUCAAAUCGCUACCUGGGAAUCUGGUAUCUCUCUGACUCCAAUGUCAUAUGGGUAGCUAACAGAAACCAGCCACUAAAGAAGAGCUCUUCCGGAACUGUUCAAAUUUCUGAGGAUGGCAAUCUCGUGGUAUUAGAUAGCAACAAAAGGGCUGUUUGGUCAACAAAUUUGACACAUAAUAUUGCAACCAAUUCAACUGCCAAACUUUUAGAGACUGGAAAUCUAGUCCUCCUAGAUGAUGCAUCGGGGCAAACUACAUGGGAGAGUUUCCGACAUCCUUGUCAUGCUCUCGUGCCAAAGAUGAAGUUUGGUAGUAACCAAAAAACAGGUGAGAAAAUACGCAUAACAUCAUGGAGAAGUGCUUCUGAUCCUUCUGUUGGAUACUAUUCUACUACUCUUGAACACCCAAACACUCCAGAAAUGUUUUUCUGGUUGAAUGAAACGCGACCAUAUCAUCGGUCUGGUCCGUGGAAUAGCCAGAUUUUUAUUGGCUCAACUGAGAUGUCACCUGGUUAUCUAAGUGGAUGGAAUAUAAUGAAUGAUGUAGAUGAUGAAACUGUUUAUCUUUCUUAUACUCUGCCAAAUCAAUCUUACUUUGGAAUCAUGACCUUGAAUCCACAUGGUCAAAUUGUAUGCUCCUGGUGGUUCAAUGAAAAGUUAGUUAAGAGGAUGGUGAUGCAAAGAACUUCCUGCGAUCUUUAUGGAUAUUGUGGGGCAUUUGGAAGCUGUAGUAUGCAGGAUUCUCCAAUAUGCAGCUGUUUGAAUGGAUAUAAGCCCAAAAAUGUGGAGGAGUGGAAUAGAAAAAAUUGGACUAGUGGGUGUGUAAGGAGUGAGCCACUGCAAUGUGGGGAACACACAAAUGGAAGUAAAGUCAGCAAAGAUGGGUUUUUGAGGCUUGAGAAUAUCAAAGUGCCAGAUUUUGUACGAAGAUUAGAUUAUUUGAAAGAUGAAUGCAGAGCUCAGUGUUUGGAGAGUUGCUCUUGCGUGGCCUACGCAUAUGACAGUGGCAUUGGAUGCAUGGUUUGGAGUGGAGACUUGAUCGACAUACAGAAAUUCGCAAGUGGAGGGGUUGAUCUUUACAUUCGUGUGCCACCUUCAGAACUUGAAAAACUUGCAGAUAAAAGAAAACACAGGAAAUUUAUAAUUCCAGUUGGAGUAACUAUAGGAACGAUUACUUUGGUUGGCUGUGUUUAUCUCUCAUGGAAAUGGACUACUAAACCAACAGGUAAUGUAUAUUCACUAAGACAGAGAAUGAACAGAGAUCACAAUGAAGUCAAAUUGCAUGAUCAGUUGCCACUUUUUAGUUUUGAAGAACUUGUAAAUGCUACAAACAAUUUUCACUCAGCCAACGAACUAGGCAAGGGAGGUUUUGGUUCAGUAUAUAAGGGACAAUUGAAAGAUGGACAUGAAAUAGCAGUAAAAAGACUUUCAAAAACCUCUGGACAAGGGUUAGAAGAAUGUAUGAAUGAGGUUUUAGUUAUAUCAAAGCUUCAACAUCGCAAUCUUGUCAGACUUCUUGGCUGCUGUAUUAAAAAGAAGGAAAAUAUGUUGGUAUACGAGUACAUGCCUAACAAGAGUUUGGAUGUAAUAUUAUUUGAUCCAGUCAAAAAGAAAGAUCUAGAUUGGCCAAAACGCUUCAACAUUAUUGAAGGAAUCUCUCGAGGUUUGCUUUAUCUCCACAGAGAUUCUAGACUAAAAAUUAUACACAGAGAUUUAAAGGUUAGUAACAUCUUGUUGGAUGGAGAGCUAAAUCCAAAAAUAUCUGACUUUGGUAUGGCUAGAAUCUUUGGAGGCAAUGAUAUACAGACCAAUACUAGAAGGGUUGUUGGAACAUUUGGUUAUAUGCCUCCAGAAUAUGCAUUCCGAGGACUGGUUUCUGAGAAAUUAGAUGUCUUUAGCUUUGGAGUCUUGUUGCUAGAGAUUAUUAGUGGGAGAAAAAUCAGUAGCUAUUACGAUCAUGACCAAUCAAUGAGUCUCUUAGGAUUUGCUUGGAAAUUAUGGAAUGAAAAGGACAUCCAAUCCGUGAUAGACCCUGAAAUAUCUAAUCCAAAUCAUGUGAAUGACAUCGAGAGAUGCAUACACAUCGGACUUCUUUGUUUGCAAAAUCUUGCAACCGAAAGGCCAAUUAUGGCUACAGUAGUUUCAAUGCUCAAUAGUGAGAUUGUCAAUCUUCCUCGGCCAUCACAUCCUGCAUUUGUCGAUAGGCAAAUUGUAUCGUCUGCGGAGUCAUCUCGACAGAACCACAGAACACAGUCCAUCAACAAUGUUACUGUCACAGACAUGCAAGGUAGAUAGCAAAUAAUGAUAAAAUUGUAAAUGAAUAUACCCAUGCCGAUUUCAACUCAUUAAAACUGUAAAUAUAUAUAAUCCAAAUCCUGUAUUUAUGUAUAUAUUUGUCUUCCGAAACUGUAGACGUAAUUUUAUGUUUUUAUCAUCAAACUUAAAUGUGGUUUUAACUAAA